AUGUCCUUCAUAGACACACUGGUAACGGGCAAUGAAGCAAAUAAAGAACCCGAAGGAAGCCAAGUCACAGUCCAAACCAAUAUGGUCUCCGAUAUACAUGAGGAUGAAACAAACAACUACCCUAACUCGGAACUGUUCAUUCCCAUUACCUCAUCGGAUAAGAAACGUAUAUAUAAAAAUUGGUCGAGUGCCCUCAUCGUUAAAAUCUUUGGGAGGAGAAUAGGCUAUCAAUUUCUCCAGAAAAAAGUCCAUGCAAUAUGGAAGCCAACAGAAAACCUUUCUCUAAUAGAUUUAGGUUGUGACUACUAUUUAAUAAAGUUUACCAAAGAGGAAAGCUAUAACAAAGCCCUUCAUGAAGGGCCAUGGUUCAUAGGGAACCAAUUUCUCACGGUUAGAAAAUGGGAACCCAGAUUCGUAGCAUCAAAAGCAGCCUUAACCUACUCAGCUAUAUGGGCAAGGCUUCCGGAGCUACCUACGGAAUUUUACGACUAUGAGAUCCUUCAAAAAAUUGGUCAGAAGUUGGGACAACUAAUACGUAUCGACGCAAGCACCAAAUCCGCCUUAAGGGGUAAGUAUGCUCGACUUUGUGUCAUGGUACCCAUAGAACAACCCCUUAAAACCUUCAUUGUGAUUGGGAAACAUAUACAACAAAUUUGUUACGAAGGUUUUAAUCUACUAUGCACGAAUUGUGGCAGACUUGGUCACAGUGUGAGUAACUGCCCUCACCAAGCACAAAAACCAGCAGAGGAACAAGCUAGCUCGUCCACUUCCAUGGCUAAACCUCACAUGGUGGAUACACUUACCCAAAAAAUAGACCAAUGGGCUAUAGUAUCACACCAAAAGAAAAACAAAAAACAAGAUAAAAACCCUACCAGGAAUGACCUUGAUACCCAUAAGACAAUGACUAACCAAAAGAAAAUUAUAACCAAUACUCAAAAAUGGCAAAAAGCUGAAACCAAAGUAGAAGAAAAGCCACAAAGUGUGGACGAAGAGAGUAAAAAGCCGCUGGACAAUAGCAAGAAGGGAGCCACUAUCACAGCCCAACAACAACACACCCUCAACCCCACUGCCCAGGACAUCACCCCGCUCCACCCUUCAAACAUCGAACCAAACUCAAACACCAUCUCCAACCCCACAAAACCAGAUUUCGAACGUGAUGGAAGAGGAGGGAGAAGAGGAAGAAAUGCCAACGGAAAGAAUAGUGGAGCACGGAGUGUUAAGAUACCCAAAAACAAUGGCAUUCCAAGCAAGAAGAGAAAAAAGAUUCAUCUUAAGUUGCCCAGUGGAUUUGAGGAAAUGCUCAAUUUCCAUAAGAAAGGUGAACCCACCGAGCAUCUACCAACAUGCGGUGGUGUUAGUACCAACAAUGUUCUCCCAUUAUUGGACGCAACAGGAAAUGAUGAGGAACGAAGAUAA
Messenger RNA from Nicotiana attenuata, 1416 nucleotides. RefSeq lists its product as uncharacterized. The record is from RefSeq and is a predicted model, not a curated record. NCBI's taxonomy places the organism in Eukaryota, Viridiplantae, Streptophyta, Magnoliopsida, Solanales, Solanaceae. Gene Ontology annotation, molecular function: zinc ion binding; nucleic acid binding. The transcript is spliced from 2 exons. The coding region runs from base 1 to 1416 and encodes 471 amino acids.